AUGACUCAACUAUUUCGUUCACAAAAUCCUGGUAUUGCAACAGCAACAAAUGCAGCAGGACAACCUGGUGCACCAAAUGGUGGUAUGCCACCACAACAAGCAUUACAAUUACAAUCGCAGCAAUUUUUGGCAGCACAACAAGGUGCUGCAUAUGCAGCAGCACAACAAGCUGCUGCAGCUGCUGGACCAUAUGUUAUAAAUCCAGGACAAGAAGGUGCCCCAUAUAUGGGUUUAAUAACAGCACAAAUGCCCCAAUAUUAUGGAGUAACACCAUGGGGUAAUACAAUGGUUUAUCCUGGUGUAAUACCACAACAAGGUUCACAACCACGUAGACCUCUAACACCAUCACAACAAGGUGCUGAAAAUCAAUCAUUUCAGGUUAUACCAGCAUAUUUUGAUCAAAGUGGUUCAUUAGUAAUGGGACCAAGAACAGGUACACCAAUGAGAUUAGUUAGUCCAGCACCUGUUUUGGUUCCACCGGGAGCAACAAGAGCGCCGCCACAAGCGCCUCAAAUGUAUCCACCACAGCCACAAACGGCACAACAAAAUAUGUAUUCAACACAGAAUGGUUCAAGUGUUGGAGGUGGCGGGUUAUUAGCACCCCAAGCUUUUAGCAGUGGUCUUGGUACCUUGGGGAGCCCCGCACAACCUUCAGGUCUUGCUUUAAAUACAUCAUCAUUAACUGGACGUCGAGAUUCAUUUGAUCGUAAUACAUCUGCCUUUAGUCCUUCAAUAGAUUACAGUAAUAAUGCAGCUGCAGCUGUAGCUGCUGCAACGGGUGGAAGUUCAGCUGUAUCAUCAUCAGCAGCAGCUGCAGCAGCAGUUGCAGCAGCCGCACGGAAAUGGCCUGGAAAUUACAGCACUCUCGGUGCUGUAACAACCGCUUCAGCCAGUCCAAUCGGCGCACCAUUAACGCCUCCACCAACUCAAAUGAUUACAAAUCGUGCUCCAGGUGCUGAAACACAAAAAUAUCGUGGCGUUAACCAUUUAUCAGCUCUAUCUACCGCAAACACAAUGUUUGGUUCAAGUAGCUCUUUAUUUUCAAAGCAUUUAUCUCUCUCAUCUGCAGCUUCAGCUGCUACUAAUCCAAGUAUGGCAGCUUUAGCAGCAACAGCUGCCUUACGCCCUGGAAUAUUGCCAACAACUGGACAAGUACCUGGCGUCGUGUGUGGUACUGCUAGCUCAAAUGCUGGUGCUGGAGUAGCAGGAGCUGGAGGAAUAAAUGGUGCAGCUGGAGCUGGUGCUGCAGAUCGUUCAAGAUCCCGUCUUUUAGAAGAUUUUCGUAAUCAAAGAUAUCCCAAUUUGCAAUUACGUGAGUUGACAAAUCACAUCGUGGAAUUUUCGCAAGACCAACAUGGUUCAAGAUUUAUACAGCAGAAAUUGGAGCGUGCAACAACAGCAGAAAAACAAAUGGUUUUUAAUGAAAUUUUGGGAGCUGCCUAUAGUUUGAUGACAGAUGUUUUUGGCAAUUAUGUUAUUCAGAAAUUUUUCGAAUUUGGUACACCCGAGCAAAAGAGUACAUUAGCUAAUCAAGUUAAAGGACAUGUUCUUCCAUUGGCGUUACAAAUGUAUGGCUGUCGUGUUAUACAAAAGGCCCUAGAAAGCAUUUCAGCCGAACAACAAAAAGAAAUUGUUCAAGAACUAGAUGGGCAUGUUUUGAAAUGUGUCAAAGAUCAAAAUGGAAAUCAUGUUGUACAAAAAUGCAUCGAAUGUGUUGAACCAAGCGCAUUACAAUUUAUUAUUAAUGCUUUUAAAGGACAAAUUUAUUCAUUAAGCACUCAUCCGUAUGGCUGCAGAGUUAUUCAACGUAUUUUAGAACACUGUACACCAGAGCAAACUCAACCGAUUCUAGAUGAAUUACAUGAACACACUGAACAAUUAAUACAGGAUCAAUACGGAAAUUACGUUAUACAACAUGUCUUGGAACAUGGCAAACCAGAAGAUAAAUCUAUUUUAAUUGCUGGAGUUCGCGGGCGUGUUUUGGUAUUAUCACAGCAUAAAUUUGCAUCAAAUGUUGUUGAAAAAUGUGUCACACAUGCAACGAGAGCUGAAAGAACCCAACUAAUUGAUGAAAUUUGUACUUUCAACGACAGCGCAUUGCAUGUCAUGAUGAAAGAUCAAUACGCAAAUUAUGUUGUUCAAAAAAUGAUUGACGUUUCGGAACCAACACAACUGAAAAAACUAAUGAAUAAAAUACGACCACAUAUGGCUGCAUUACGAAAAUAUACUUAUGGAAAACACAUAAACGCAAAAUUAGAAAAAUUCUUUAUGAAAUCAGCAAACCCUGUAGGUACGGCGGCAGCUGCUGCAGCUGCGGUUGCUGUAGCGAAUGCUGGAUCGCUAACUGGAUCACAAGGCAAUUCAGUAACUGGUGGAUCUGUUGUAACAACUACAGUUGUAAACUCAACUAUAUCAACAUCAUCUAGCAUGGAUACUAACGGUCCUGCGUCUUCGACAGUUUCCUCAACAAUAUCUGCAACUAAUAAUACUAAUGGAGUCACAACAUCUGGUAAUAGUAAUUCAACUAAUAAUGGUUUAGGUCCUAUUGGUCCUCCAACCAAUGGUGUUUUGUAAAUCUCAAAGGAAAGUUAAAGUUAUAAUACAAAAUUUUUUUAAUCUUUUUUUCUUAAAAUUUUUGUAUGUAAACAUAAAUAAAGUUCUGGUAAAAUAUAAGAAAGGAAAAAAAAAUGAUGAAAAUGAAAGUUUAACACAAAAAAUUCUAAUAUACAUAUUUAUUACAAAAAAUAAAUAAUUAUAAUAUAAAAUGAAUGUUAAACAUAUUUGAUAAGAUUUUUGAAAUUCUUGUGUUAAAAUCACAUAUUAAUUGAACCUUUAGGUUUCUUCCUUUAGAAAACAAAAACA
Molecule: messenger RNA, 2862 nt
Organism: Condylostylus longicornis
Lineage: Eukaryota; Metazoa; Arthropoda; Insecta; Diptera; Dolichopodidae
Gene: pum
Product: maternal protein pumilio
Exons: 7
Coding region: 1-2574 (857 amino acids)
Biological process (GO): post-transcriptional regulation of gene expression
Cellular component (GO): cytoplasm; nucleus
Molecular function (GO): mRNA 3'-UTR binding
Source: RefSeq, a predicted model, not a curated record